AUAAUGUAGUGUAUAAUUUUCAUGAAAGGGUACUUAAAAUUUUUAUGUGAUGCUGUAAAGUGAACACUUUUUUUACUUCAUAAGAACACUUUCCUCCGACAUGCUUCAAGAUCUGCAACAGUCAUUAGAAGCGAUUGGUAGAAAACUGAAAGUUGUUCCUUCCUUCAGAACAUAAGUGACGCAAUAACACGCUUUGGGGGUCAUUAUCAUUCACAUCAAAAUGUGUUUACCUUAGUGAGUGCUUUUAGCACCUUGCUUAGCAUGUCUCGUGUUCAAGGAAAGAUCCCCGUUGAUGACCAUCACGUGGCUAAUAACCUGAUAAAAAUUCAACGGAACGAAAACGAAACGGUGCCUCCGGUAAUUUUCUCUCUUGCUAUGAAAUCACAAAUUGAACAAUAAGUUUGCUUUGCUAUAUUUGCGCAAUCAUCUAUAUUUUAUAAAAUAUCAAGUGAAAAAGACCAAAUACAAAACGUGAAAUGCUCAACUAGCUAAAUCCUUCAAUAAGCACAAGACAAUGGCACACUCGCCAAUAAUGCUUUUGAGUCUUUUAUUUGCGCGCUAUGCUUUUGGUUUGGAUAUCAUCAGCAUAGAAAAACAGAAAGACUUGAUGACCGAAUAUCAUGCACCGAUGUCUCCAACCGAUCAUAUCAUGCUGAACAUGUGGAAGCCCAUUGGAGCCAAGCUGCAUGAAGGUGACCUGCUUCUAUCCCCGGAUCAGAAGAAGCGCUAUUCAAUGAAGCCAGACAAGUCAUCCAGCGCACCGCUGAUUCCCAAAAAGUGGCCGGGCAACACGAUCAAGUACCACAUCAAGGACCCGGGGCCCAGUCCCGAUGUGGUCGAGCACGCCAUGUCCCGCUGGUCGGGCGGCACGUGCAUCAAGUUCGAGCCGGUGACGACGGGCGGCCAGCUGGAGAUCAAGUACGGCGAGGGCUGCUACACCCAGCUGGGCUACGUGGACGGCAGCCAGGAGCUGGUGCUGUCGCCCGACUGUGAGAGCGAGCCGGUGCUGGUGCACCUGCUGGGCCACGUGCUCGGCCUGCCGCACACCCACUCGCGCUCCGACCGGGACGAACACCUGCUGGUACGCGCGCACAACGGCCUGGUCGAGGACUUCCAGUACCUCAACAGUAAGGACUACGGCGACUGCCCGUUCAACUACCAGUCCAUCAUGAUGUACGACACGUACGGGCUCUCGCGCAGUGGCGAGGCCGUCUUCCUCGCCGCACUCGACUCCAAGAGCGGCGUGAUGGCUUCGAGCAGCAUCGGCAUGCAGGAUGCUUUCAUCCCGGAUGCCGACCUGGGCUUCGCUAACCAAGUACUCGGCUGCCCGAAAACAGACAAAUCGUGCAAAAAGCUGGAACCGAUCGAGCCGUGGCCGUGCGACGUGGACAUCAAGACCGACGACAGGCGCUACCAGAAGAUGGUGCUCGACUUUGAGAACAUGGACCGCAGCGCGCCCAACAAUUGCGUGUGGCGGGUCGAGUACACAGGCAGGGAGAAAUGCACGAGGGUCGGCAUGUACAUCCUGUUCGAGCCGGUGCCCGACCGCGAGCGGAUGCUGUUUCUGUUCUCGAGCGGCUGCCGCUACUUCCAGGUGGAGGUGUUUGACCCUGUGUUCCAGGCCAGUCAGUUCUACUGUGGCAGUGAGUUUGUGCGAAAGGCCGGCCGCACGUUCAUGACCGGCGGCGUACACCCGGAGCGUGGCGUUAGCAACGCUCUGUACGCGUUUGCCAGGUUCCGAGCCACCACGGGCCCCGUCACCUGGAAGUACAAGACGACUGCCGGCGACCUGGGCACCACUGGACGCGUGUACGCCUUCACUGUGGAGGAUAAGUACUGUUCGGACAUGAUAUCACCCGUGGCACCCUGCUUCUAACCGACCGUCUGGAUGGGUUAGAGAAAGCAGAGGAUAGGGAGGCUGGAUGGGCCGACAGGUGCUACGACAUUGAAGCGAAAUCAAUGGCGGCAUAACGUGUGUCUUUUUUAUAUUGAAAUAAAACUCAAAUCUGCGUAAAA
Amphibalanus amphitrite is the source of this 2016-nucleotide messenger RNA. Its product is annotated as protein SpAN-like. The transcript is spliced from 2 exons. Gene Ontology annotation, molecular function: metalloendopeptidase activity; zinc ion binding. Gene Ontology annotation, biological process: proteolysis. NCBI's taxonomy places the organism in Eukaryota, Metazoa, Arthropoda, Thecostraca, Balanomorpha, Balanidae. The coding region runs from base 515 to 1876 and encodes 453 amino acids. The record is from RefSeq and is a predicted model, not a curated record.